This is a messenger RNA of Stylophora pistillata, 876 nucleotides long. RefSeq names its product calsequestrin-1. Gene Ontology annotation, cellular component: sarcoplasmic reticulum lumen. The record is from RefSeq and is a predicted model, not a curated record. Gene Ontology annotation, molecular function: calcium ion binding. NCBI's taxonomy places the organism in Eukaryota, Metazoa, Cnidaria, Anthozoa, Scleractinia, Pocilloporidae. Gene Ontology annotation, biological process: regulation of release of sequestered calcium ion into cytosol.
AUGCAAAUCAAAGCAUUUCAAGAUUCUGCCACGCAGCAUCAACCCUUAUUACCAUUCUUUGCUGUUUCUGAUAAAAAGCUUGCCAAAUCAUUUCGACUCAAGAAGCCUAAGACCAUACAACUUUUGAAACCUUAUGAGAAACCAGUCAAUUACCCAGCAGAUAAGGCCAUAACAGCAGAAAAUAUCAACAGCUUUAUUACGCAGAACAAAAGAGGCAUUUUAACGAAGAUUAGACUUGAAGAUAUCCAUGAUACAUGGUCAACUAAUGUGGAAGGUUAUUUGGUGACCGCCUUCGUGAGACUUGAUACAAACGAAGGUGCACAAUUCUUCUCUUUGGUAAAGUCACUGGCUAGGCGAUACGGAGAAAAUAAGAAAUUGCAUUUCUUAUGGGUCGAUCCUGAUCCAUUUCCAACGAUGCGGGAUUACUGGCAAAAGUCGUACAAUAUCGAUGUUAACUCUCCCGUCAUAGGGGUCAUUGAGCCAAAAUUUAGCAAAAGUUCUUGGUUCGAAAGGAAAGGAAAAGAACCUAAAUUACGUCAUCUCCAACAGUGGGUAGAAGAUAUCCUGGCGGGUAAAGUGGAGCUAAAAGAGCCAGCAGAUUCUGCGCAAACGAGUCAGGGGCAAAACACUGAAGAGCAAUUGAAGAAAGAGGAGCUUUGACCUUAGUUUUUUUUUUUUUUAAGACGUAGUAGAUUCAGCGUCCUGUUGCAAACAGAGAACUCUAGCAAACUGUAUGAAAAGAAAAAGUAUGACACCUCGACCGUACUCCUAUGAUAAAUUUAACUGACUGAAGAGGAAUCAAAGCUGCGGAAGGGGGCAAACGCGGAUGAUAUCUUUGUUACCAUUCGAUCAUUUGCUUCUUCCCCCUCUCCCCCG